Molecule: messenger RNA, 3528 nt
Organism: Oreochromis niloticus (Nile tilapia)
Lineage: Eukaryota; Metazoa; Chordata; Actinopteri; Cichliformes; Cichlidae
Gene: b4galnt1a
Product: beta-1,4-N-acetyl-galactosaminyl transferase 1a
Exons: 11
Coding region: 365-2032 (555 amino acids)
Biological process (GO): ganglioside biosynthetic process
Cellular component (GO): Golgi membrane
Molecular function (GO): acetylgalactosaminyltransferase activity
Source: RefSeq, a predicted model, not a curated record
AAUGAUUUGUACAAGGCUUUGUGAAUAUAACGAAAGCAUUGCACGUAUUCGUUUCCUCUUUCGCAUCUUUUUGAACCUGAGUAUAUUUGGGGGGUUUUGCAUGUAGCCCUUGGUGGUAGCUGUUAUGCCACGUGAUCCACAAAUUCAGAAUGUAAAAGAGUUUAUCUGAAAAGUAGAAGUAUAAUCAGGUUUCAUUCUGGGGAUAUUAGCACCUUUCAAAGAUGGCCUUCUUUUUAAAUUAUCUUUUUAAAGAAAAUGUUUUACACUUUGACCAGUCUGAAGCAGCUGGGCUGUAAAUGAGGUGUGGCUUUCAGCUGUGCCAUGUACUGACAGCCUAGAACCCACAAACACACGAACGCACCCUAUGCAAAGCUGGUUGUCCUCCAAUGUGAGCGUUCACCGCCCUAAGGAACGUCUUUGUCGCAGGGAAGCAGCAACAAUGCGCAACAGUUCUAGGAAGUGUGUUCGACUCGCUUUGCUUAGUGGAUUUUUUCUGGUCGCCCUCUUUUAUUUUUGGAAACCUAGCAGCAAAGAAGUUGACAUAAGCCCAAGACAGGAUACACCCAUUAAAAAACUCUUCACUGGGAAAAUUGGAGACUCCACAAAUGGUUAUGACAUUCCCCCCCACAUGAAGGAGGAAGUGGCAAGUCGUUUGGCUCAAAAUGCCUGCAUAUGCCAGGCUGAUAAAGAAACCUUUCACCUACCAUUGUCAAAUCUGCUCUUUCCACGGGUGUGGGCUCACAAUCUUGAUCAAGCAUUCUUGGAGUUCCACCCGGAUCCUGACAGUGUAAAGCAGCACAGAGCUGAUGAGUACAACAACUUUCAAGAAAGGUCCUACAAUCCUGCAGAUGUGCUUAAUGUAGCAGAGGCCAACAGUCCUCUUCAGUAUCCUACCCAGGGUGUGCUGGUGCGACCCCUAAAGACGAUCAUCAUUCCUGGUUUAGCCCUUAAAGAAGAAGAAACAAAAUUAGAUCACAUGGUAUCUUUGACUGCAACACUUGGAACUUUUGAUGUUGCUGCUAAGGUGGACAUGGUCUCCAUCCAGGGAGUGGGAGAAAAGAACAUGGUUCUGUUGAGUCCUCUUCUCUCUGCUCUGAACAAACAACUGCAGUCUGUCACCUAUACAAACAUCGUGUUUCAUCCGAAGACCGCAGACACAAUUCAGUUUGCAACCAAAGAUCACCAGUCAUUUUUCCCCAUCAAAAUUGAACACAGAAACAAUCCGAAACUUUACAACUCGGGAUACCAAAAAGAGUACAAUAUUACAGCUCUAGUUACCAUCGCCACCAAGACCUUUCUGCGUUAUGACAAACUGAAAGAUCUCAUUGACAGCAUAAGAAAAUAUUAUCCCACCGUCACUAUUGUGAUAGCAGAUGAUAAUGAACACCCUCAGCCUGUGACUGGUCCUCAUAUUGAACACUACAUCAUGCCAUUUGGAAAGGGUUGGUUUGCAGGUAGAAACCUGGCAGUGUCUCAGGUAACCACCAAAUAUGUGCUCUGGGUGGAUGAUGAUUUCAUCUUUACUGCAAACACCAAGUUGGAGAAGAUGGUGGACAUCCUAGAAAAGACCACUCUGGAUCUGGUUGGUGGUGCAGUCAGAGAGGUGACAGGUUACACCGCAACUUAUCGUCACACCAUAUCGGUGGAGGAUGGCGGAAAAGAGGGUGACUGCUUGCAUAUCAGACUUGGCUACCACCAUGCCAUCAAAGGAUUUCCCAACUGUGUGGUAGCUGAUGCUGUCAUCAACUUCUUCAUGGCGCAGACGGUCAAAGUGCAGCAGGUUGGAUUUGACCCGCGCCUCGCACGGCAGGCCCAUCUAGAGUUCUUCAUCGACGCUCUUGGCCACCUCCACAUUGGCUCCUGUAGUGACGUCAUUGUGAGUCACGCGUCAAAGAUCAUACUACCCUGGAGUAAAACAGACGUUCAAAAAGCCUAUGAAAAAUUCCGGUACUCAUCGUCAACCACAAAUGCUAAAACUCAUGACGAAAUCUUCUACUUUAAGAACAGGUUCAAAUGCAUGACCAGUCAGUGAAAUGUGAGAAAUAGUUUUGCUCGGGUAAAAUAAGACACACUGUUUAUUUUUGGUUUUUACUGCCAAAAAAACUGGUUGGAUUACCCAGUUAUGAUCUUUGGUAUCCAAGGUUGGUGUUUGUUUUCUUUUUUGUGUUUUUUAUGUUAGUGGCUUGUAGUGUUUCUAACAACUUUCAUAAGUCUCUGGAAAUUUGUAAAUCACCUUUUGACUAUUGUUUUCAAAGCGUUUCACCCUAAUCUUAAACUAAAAUUUCUGAAAUUCUCUCAAACUGAUUUGCAAAAUGUUGACACUGAAAAGGAAAAUCUUCAGUUACAUAAUAAAUAGCUUCAGCUUGUGAAGCACUGCAUUUUUUUUUUUUUAAAUGGGUUCUAAAAAAAAACGGAGUUAAAAAAAAAGGUACAUUGUUGCAAGUCACAAUAUAGCAGCAAGUAUUCUAUAGCAAAACAGUUAGUUUGGUAAAAAUGGCUUUGUAAACUAAUGCCCAGAGUCACAUGAUUGUUUUUGUUGUUUAAGUUGUUUCAUUUGUAUGUAUUUUUAGUAGGAUACUCAGGUCAACAGUCUUUAUGUUUUCCCCUCUCCGCUAAUGUCAGUGAUUUUACAAUAUCCUGCUGCUGUGACUGCGUCUCUAAAUGUAAUCUAUGAAACCUUUAGUCAGUAAUUUAUGUAAACAGAUGCUGUCUUUGUCUUUUCUUCUCAACAGUAUUUCUAAAAAUGCUUCUGCAAUUUUUUUUAGAGUGUAUUGUUUGUUUGUUUGAAAAAAAACCUUAGCAUCCAUUUCCUGUUUAUUUGUUAUAUUACAUUUCUUUUUAUCUGGCUAAGUAAUAACACCGAAAAACUGGGUAGGAGAGAGCGAGCACCCUAAAGAGAUUGACAGUCAAUCUGUAAACAGAAAAGAUGACUUACAUUUAGAGUUUAAGUGACACUCCAUUAGCAAAUAGUGGCCUUGCACUUCUUUCCCAAAUCCGAUGGAACAUUAAAGAUGGUUCUUAUUAAUAUCUACUACAACCCCCUUCCACUCUAAGGAAGGCUGUUUUUUAUGGUUAAAGUGGUUAAAGGUGUAAUAUGUGAAUAACGAGUGUACAUGUUUACCAAAUUAGUACUUGUUUUUUUUUCCCAGCAUCUGCUAUUUCUUACUAGUAGAACCAAAGUUGCUCCUCAACUACCUCACUGAAUCUAAAGAACAAGACUAUCACUGGGCUGCAGAAUCCUUUACAUGACUAUCAUGACUUGUGGACUGAAUCUGGUCAUCAAUCUCUUUUAUUAACCCCCCUUUGCUGGGAGGUAAAGUUAUGAUUGGGGGGGGGGAGACAAAAGACAUCCCUAUGGCACUGUUGUUAGCUGUUAGCUAAAUACCUACAUACAUAGAAACAAUCUAGCAAUCAUUUUGGGGGGUUUUUUUGUUGUUGUUUGUUUGUUUUAUUCUGUGAUAUGAGUAUUUAAAUACAGCUUUGUUAUAUUUAAAAUGAUGUAUUUAAAUAAAAAGCACAGAUCCAUUA